AUGGCUCCCCUUCCUCGUCUGCACCACCACACCUCAGCAGAAGAGAGUAACAGUCGAGCACCACCGCCUCGUCUGGACUCCGUCAACCAAUCAGCCAUGGAGCCGUACCCCCGUGGGGGCCCGCAGACGCAGCUCCAGAUAGCAGCUCUCGGGUUCCCUCCUGUGAGUGAGAACGCCCCCAUCGGGAAGGUUGUUGGGGUCAUUCUGGCUGCAGCCGUCAACCAAACAAUCAUCUACUCUAUUGUUGAGGGCAACGAAGGAGGUGAGUUCGCCCUCCACAACAGCACAGGUGUGAUCACCACGGCGAGGCGAUUGGACUUUGAGACCAACAGCAGCUACGUCCUGAGGGUAGAGGCCGACCCUCUACAAGUGAUCUCAUCAAACAUGCGAGCCCCAGCAAAGAUCAACACGGCCCGGGUGCUCAUCGACCUGCGGGAUGAGAAUGACCACCCUCCGGUGUUCACCAAGCCCCUGUACCUGGGAGGGGUGACGGAGGACGCCAAGACCUUCACCUCCAUACUACAAGUCCAGGUGCAGGGGACAAGGAAAACCCAUUUUUUUUAUCAGAAAUAA
Messenger RNA from Alosa sapidissima (American shad), 573 nucleotides. RefSeq names its product protocadherin-15-like. Gene Ontology annotation, molecular function: calcium ion binding. Lineage: Eukaryota; Metazoa; Chordata; Actinopteri; Clupeiformes; Clupeidae. The record is from RefSeq and is a predicted model, not a curated record. Gene Ontology annotation, biological process: homophilic cell-cell adhesion. Bases 1 to 573 code for a protein of 190 amino acids. Gene Ontology annotation, cellular component: plasma membrane. The transcript has 6 exons.